This is a messenger RNA of Lathyrus oleraceus (garden pea), 681 nucleotides long. RefSeq lists its product as uncharacterized. Bases 1 to 681 code for a protein of 226 amino acids. The record is from RefSeq and is a predicted model, not a curated record. Lineage: Eukaryota; Viridiplantae; Streptophyta; Magnoliopsida; Fabales; Fabaceae. The transcript has a single exon.
AUGAAUUUUGAAAGGAGGGACACUAAGGAGUAUAGCUUCAGAAAUCCUAAUUUGUCAGGGUUGAGAAAGUUAGUAUCAAUGGUUUCUAGUCAUAAGGAUUUUAGAGUUCGUUACGGAAGGCUUUUGGGUAUUCUGAAGACCAAGGUUGAAGAUGGAAUUAUUGACACUCUUGUGCAAUUUUAUGACCCUCUAUAUCAUUGUUUCACAUUCCCUGAUUCUCAGCUCGCCCCUACUUUAGAGGAGUAUUCAUAUUUGGUUGGUUUGUCAGUAUCAGAUAAGGUGCCUUUCAGUGGUUUAGAGGAGAUUCCUAAACCUCCAGUCAUUGCAGAAGCCCUUCAUUUGGAGACGUCUAUUGUGAAAUCUAAUCUCACUUCCAAAGGGGGAAUCCUAGAUUUGACUUACAGGUUCUUAAUGGAGAAAGCUCUUGCCUUAGCUAAAGAAAACAAUGGGGAUGAUUUUGAAGUCAUCUUCGCAUUACGCAUCUAUGGUCUUAUGUUGUUCCCAAACAUUAACAAUUUUGUUGAUGUUAAUGCCAUCCAGAUAUUCUUGAUUGGAAACCCAGCGCCUACCUUGCUUGGAGAUACUUACCAUUAUAUUCAUCAUAGGACUUCCAAGGGUGGAGAAACCAUCACUUGUUGUGCACCUAUGUUAUAUAAGUGGUUUAACACACAUUUGCCUUGA